Molecule: messenger RNA, 2787 nt
Organism: Encephalitozoon romaleae SJ-2008
Lineage: Eukaryota; Fungi; Microsporidia; Unikaryonidae
Product: putative WD40 domain-containing protein
Exons: 1
Coding region: 1-2787 (928 amino acids)
Molecular function (GO): protein binding
Source: RefSeq, a predicted model, not a curated record
AUGACAGAUGUCAAGGCUUUUGAGGCUUUCUAUGAACAUUUGAGGUCACAGGGAAAGGGAGACCCGGAAUUGAGAAGCGAGGAGCUGGAAAAAGCUGUAAGAGAGAUGCUAAGAAAAGCAAAGAUAGUGAACUUUGAAGAGUAUAUACGAAGCUACAAAUAUAGGAGAAGGAUGAUGAGCAGGCUUCAGGAGACGAUGGUUUAUGGAAAAGGAGAUUCCAUGCUCUAUGCAUCGAAGGAGAUGUUCAGAAGCAGCAUGGAGCUUCUUGGGCAUUCUGGGCAGGUUGAUAGGAUAUGCUUUGAUCAGGGGAAUAGAUUUUUCAUGUCUGGAGGCUCUGAUGGAAUGAUUAAGCUUUGGGAUGUUUACUCAGGACUUUUGGUGCAUAGCUUUAUAGGCCACAGAAAUUUUGUAAGUGACCUUUGCAUCAGCAGUGAUGGAAAGAUUUUAGUUUCAUGUGACUCUCAUGGGCUGUUGAGUGCUUGGUCUCUAGAACGGUUUGAGGUACUCUUCCAGCUAGAACUUGGGUGUGAGAUCAUAUUCACCGAAUUCUUUGAUACGGGUGAUGGAUCUGCCUACAACCUGAUUGUCGUUUUGUCAAGAGGUAUUAUCAAGACGUAUAAGUUUGAAGGAGGUAGAGUUGUAUUUGAGUCUGAGAAUCUCUGUCUUCUUGAUGAGGCCAUAAAGGGGCUGUGUUUUACGGAUGGAGGAAGGUUUCUCCUAUGUAGCGGAUGGUGGCCAUUUCUUGUUGUCUUUGACACCCAGGGUUUUGAUGGAUGCAUAGUUCUUGAGACCAAUGGAAUGCCUGUGAAUACAAUAUGCGGGGCGAAGAAGGGGCUUAAAAUAGCUGCAGCAUGCGACACCCAGGUGUUCCAGUGGACGUUUUUUACAGAAGGAAAUCCUGGGAUGGGAAACUUCAAGAGAAGAACAAAGGACACAUCGUUACAGGGUCACUGGAAAAGAUCGAUCAUCAAAAUAGACAUCAGCGAGGGAGAAUUGGUUGAGAGAAUAUGCUAUCUUAGAGACAAUUUUCUUGUAUGUAUAUGCACAGACCUGAAGAUAAGAAUAUAUGCAGGGACAGAGCUUAGAUGCAUCAUAGAUACACCCGAGAUGGGGAUUGCAUAUCCACAUCCAUUAGAGAAUGUGUUUGCGCUGUGUGGAAGUAACUUAAGGAUGUAUAGUAUGGAAGGAUUGAUUUAUGAAGAGAUGCUAAGCUUUGGUAUCAAUGAUGCACAAUUUUCGAACGACGGGGAAUUCUUUGUAUUUGGAGACGAGAGAGGAGUUGUUCGGGUAAUUUCGAUGAAUUUUUUGCCAAAGCCUCCCAAGGAACAGUUUUUUCUAUCUGAUCUUGAUCAUCUCAACUCUACUGAAUGGAAUGGGGUUGUUAGAUGCAUGAAGGAAUCCACAUACGAGUCUGAUAGAAGGAGAAAUGAGGAUUGGUAUCAGGUAGAAUAUGUUGUUACAGGAAAGCAGAGCAGUUGCAUAGGGGUUGAGGACUUAGGAUCCAAGCAUUUUAUGAAGGACCUUAUCAAUCUCGAGUCGUUCCGAAGAAAGUAUAUGAAUGUACCACUUCCAGGAGAAUCUCAAACUGUGGAACAGGCAACGAUAUCUGAGGAUAGUAGUAGUCUGGUAGAGGACACAGAGAGUGAAUUAUCUGAGGAGUCUGUUGAUUAUACCAGCGAUGAGGAGAUGUCAGAGAAGAGCAUAGAGACACCACCUCUGAGGAGGUUCCUUAUUGAUAGUGAUGAGUCUUCAGGGAACAUCCCUGUGCUAAGGAGGAAUGCCCACGAUGGAGAAGAUGGAGGAUUAAGCCCUAUCGGGAUGGCAAGAAGAUUAAGAAGACAUAAUAGAACUAGAGCUGAUAGUGAAGAGGACAGGACGGAUGCCUUAGAUCUGGGGAGAAGGGGCACUAUAGACAGAACCAUUCUUUCUCAUUACGAAAGGCUGGAGGGUGCUAGUGAUAGGAGGAAAGAUGAGUUAGGAGAGAGUAGUGAUGAUAGGUAUAUGGGCGGGCUGGUUGAAGGAUUAGGAUAUAAUGAGCAAGAAUUAAGACAAUAUGUCCAAUCAUGGCUAUCAUCGCCAAGUAUGGGGCCUCAGCCAGGGGAUGAUGUUUACCUGGAUUCCGAAGGUCUUAGAGAAUUCCAGUUAUUUGACGGAAGAAAGAAGUUUGAGGGGCCUACAGGAGUAUGUUCUGGAUACUACGAAGUAAGAUCUCUUGAGGCUGUCAAGUACAAUCCUCCAUUCCUUAAAGUAGUACUUUGCCUUGGAGAAGAGAGCUUCUCUAUAAGAUAUUAUAGAUAUCCUGGGUCAUCGCCUGUAUUGUUACUGAAGGAACAGAUGAGUGUCAGUGCUGGGGAUUUCAUAAGCUUUGCAUUGAACGGAAUAAUAUCUCGAGGGAAAGUAUCUGGGGUUCGCGGUGUCCAUCUUGCUGUUGACUCUGGAGGAAGCUCUGUAUUAGUUGAGAGGUCGGAUGUGUUAGUUCCAAGGAUCCUAUUUCCUUCGAAUGUAAAGAUGGAGAUACUAAAGAUGAUCAGGCAGAAUAGGAUGCAUAGGGGCCUUUAUGUAACCUUGAGAAGAGAAUCUAAUGGAUCUUACUAUGAAAAUGUUGCCUCCACUGUCAACCUGGGGGUCAUUGAGGAGAAGAUUCAGAAUGAUCUAUACCGUACUGUUGGGGGAUUAGAGUUUGAUCUUGACAUUGCAAUCAGCAACUCGAUGUAUUUGGGGCCAGUACUCCACGGGCAUUGCCAGCAGGUUGUGAAUGGGAUCCGGAUGAUAGUGAGAAAUAUCUAA